GCCAAGACGCCGAAGGAUGCAGCUUCCGGUGCCGACUUCUUCGUCUCCAUGGUCGCCAACGCCGCGCAGAACGCAAGCUUGCUCUUCGACGGGGAAGACUGCGUCUCUAAAGGCCUUGGCAAGGGGAAGACGUUCAUCCUCUGCUCAACAACUCCGCCAUCGUUCCUCCACGAGCUCCGGAAACGGUUAGACGAGGAAGCUGGAAGAUCCGACAUCAAGCUCCUGGACUGCCCGGUCUCGGGUGGCACGCUUAGAGCAGCAGACGGCACUUUGUCCAUUUUUUCUUCUGGCCCUGAUAGUGAUUUGGACGCUGCGAAGGAAGUCCUAGAAUGCAUGUCUGGGAACCUGUACCGUAUGGGAGGCAUCAGCAACGGCACGAAGACGAAGACGAUUCACCAGCUGUUGGCUGCAACCAACAUCAUUACGGCCUCCGAAGCGAUGGGUCUGGCUGCGACCGUCGGUCUGAACACGAAAGCGGUCAUGGAGCACGUCCAGAAGUCGGACGGCGAUAGCUUCAUGUUUUCCAACAGGGCACCACAUAUGAUCAAUAACGACUGGCACCCUUAUUCCGCGCUUGGUAUCAUUCUGAAAGAUACUGGCAUUGUCACCGAUACUGCUCGAGCCGAGCAAUUUCCGGCUCCGUUGGCUAACACUGCACACUAUACUUACCUUCAAGGCGUGCAAGCUGGGAUGCUCAAGGACGAUGACGCCAAACUUGUCCAGCUCUACCUACCGGACAGCCAAGGUGAUCUCGUUUCGAAGAUGGCCGAGGCAGACGUGAAGAUGGCGUCUUCUCAUCAAGUCAGCAAAGACACCGUUGCUGACCUGCUUUGUGGCAUUCACUUGGCUGCAUCUGUUGAGGGCAUGGCCUUCUGCCAGCACCUAAAGGGCAUUGACAGCAAGCUCAUGUGCGAGAUCAUUUCGAAAGCCGCUGGCUGGAAUGCUAUGUUCACAAAAUGCAUCCCCGGUAUGCUGGAGAAAGACUCCUGGACGCUAGCGGACUGCCCCGAGGCUGAGGACGUUGGCCGAAAGCUGUCGGAUGCUGUGAACAAGUGCAGGCAGAUUGGCUACCCUUGUCCCAUGGCCGCAGCGGCACUGCAACAAUUUCACUUUGCAAGCCUCAGAGACAAGAAGCUUACAAGUUUAAGUAGGCAUGAUCGGUAGCUCUGUGAAAUCCACAAGCUUCGCUAUUGCGGCAUACUGAUUGCAGGACUUGACGGCGGCGAGGAAUUUGUUCGAACACUCUCAGCCAAACGUGCAGCGGCCGAUGGUAGACGGGGAACCACAACAGAUACCAGAGCGGCAGGUGCGGCCUCAAUCAUCGGAGCCACGUCUUCCCAUGAAAAGGGAUUGCUGUCACUUCGUACGCUACUCUCCCCAUAUGUGUAGUUUCGCCUCAUGCCCGCAUUUAGAAAAGCGCCUUAGCCAGA
Molecule: messenger RNA, 1430 nt
Organism: Baudoinia panamericana UAMH 10762
Lineage: Eukaryota; Fungi; Ascomycota; Dothideomycetes; Mycosphaerellales; Teratosphaeriaceae
Exons: 1
Coding region: 49-1164 (371 amino acids)
Molecular function (GO): NAD binding; NADP binding; oxidoreductase activity
Source: RefSeq, a predicted model, not a curated record